GCCCCCUCGGCCUCACUUCCCUCGCCCCUGCGUGCCGUGUGCAAAGGAAAAACAGCCGUUAAACGGGCCGCGGGGCGGGGCCAGCCAGCCGAGGAGACAAGAAGCGAUGGCGGGAUUGGUCGGGGCGGGAGGUUCAAACUAGCAUGGAGCGGCCUGAUUGGCUUGGAGCGGCCGCGGCAGGCCAGGCUCCCUCCUCGCGCUCAGGCGGUUUAUUGUCUCGCGGCUCCUGAGGCGGCUCUAGCGCGGCGGAAUCGGGACCGGACCUCGCACGGAAGCGGCGAAACCAUGGCUGGUGGCAAGGCUGGAAAGGACAGUGGAAAGGCCAAGGCGAAGGCAGUUUCUCGCUCACAAAGAGCAGGACUGCAGUUCCCAGUGGGUCGUAUCCACAGACACUUGAAGACUCGCACUACGAGUCAUGGGCGAGUUGGUGCUACUGCUGCAGUGUACAGUGCUGCAAUUCUUGAGUAUCUCACUGCUGAGGUGCUGGAGUUGGCAGGUAAUGCCUCCAAGGAUCUCAAAGUAAAGCGUAUCACUCCUCGUCACUUGCAACUUGCUAUUCGUGGGGAUGAAGAGUUGGAUUCCCUUAUUAAAGCUACCAUUGCUGGUGGAGGUGUAAUCCCUCACAUCCAUAAGUCUCUGAUUGGAAAGAAGGGACAGCAGAAAACUGCAUAGAGAGGAGUUUUAACCAACCCUCUUCCUCCCUGUCAUUGUACUGUAACUGGGACAGAAGAAAUAUGGGGAUAUGUGGAAUUUUUUAAGAAAUAGUUAAAUGGAAGAGCAUAGACAAUUGACUGUAGACAUGAGAAAACAUUUGUAUGUUCUUUAGAUUCAAAGUUUGACAAAAAGUAUCUUGUCAUGUGGCAGCAAUUCGUGUGUUGAUUGGCUAGGUUUCUCCCGUGUGUUUUAUACAAAAAUGGAACUGAUAAAACCAUUUUUUACAAAAUUUGCUCUCGUGGUGUUCAGGUGCAAAAAUCAUGUAGUAGAGACUUCACAUCUUCUCUGUGAAGCUGGCUCCCUCAAACUCCACUGGACUAGGUAUACAGGCAAAAGCUCUUUCCCUCUUUAGAUCAGCCACAUCCAUGACUACUUCACUUGGAUGGUUUGUAAUAUAACCUGUUGAAUGGCAUGGGCAAUCUUGGUAGCAAAUGAGUAAACUUUUAAUGGUGCAAAAAAAAUUGAA
Messenger RNA from Trachemys scripta elegans, 1180 nucleotides. RefSeq names its product histone H2A.V. The record is from RefSeq and is a predicted model, not a curated record. Gene Ontology annotation, molecular function: DNA binding; structural constituent of chromatin; protein heterodimerization activity. The transcript has 5 exons. Gene Ontology annotation, cellular component: nucleosome. Bases 286 to 672 code for a protein of 128 amino acids. NCBI's taxonomy places the organism in Eukaryota, Metazoa, Chordata, Testudines, Emydidae.